Molecule: messenger RNA, 1564 nt
Organism: Chroicocephalus ridibundus (black-headed gull)
Lineage: Eukaryota; Metazoa; Chordata; Aves; Charadriiformes; Laridae
Exons: 2
Coding region: 304-1074 (256 amino acids)
Source: RefSeq, a predicted model, not a curated record
UCUCCCUCUCCUUUUCUCCCUCUCCUUUUCUCCCUCUCCUUUUCUCCCUCUCCUUUUCUCCCUCUCCUUCUCGUUAUGGUUUGAGAAACCCACCACAAUUUCUUGUCCUUUAGAGAACUACUCUCUCACCCGAUGACACCUCCCCAACCGGGAAGGGGAAUUGGGGAAAAACAAGGACCCAGGAGGACACUGGGGAGCUACAUCGCGGUUCUGUGAUGGUGACUCAGAGCUCUGCAGCCACACUGGAGUCCGUGCCAUGGGCGCUCUGAUGCCUUGUCUCCCCUGGGCCCUCUCCUGAUCGUGAUGGGGCUCAGCGUAUUCUCAUCUGUGCUGCAGAGCAAGCGGCUUCAGAAGUGGUGGAAGAAGAAGAAGCAACAUCGGACAAGCAAGACAAGAGCCCGGACAGAGAAGCAGAGCGGUGAGUGGCCCCAGCACCGAUUACCCUGCAAAUGGCCUACACCCCACGGCUGCCCUGAGUCGGGGCUGCGCCGGGGGCUGCCGGCCGCUCACUCUGUCUCCUCCCUCCCCAACUUCUCGGGUAGGGGAUGGAGGAGUGGAGAAAUCCCGUCCGAAGCAGGAGAAGCGGUGAGUGUGAGGGAGACCCCAGAUGCUGCCCCAGACCCUCACCCCGUGCCCUGCCCCUGCCUGCGCUGGGCAGCCCUGACCGCCGGCCAAGGGGGGUGCUGCCCGCGGGUCCCGCUGGGCUCCGGGGUGCAGCGGGGUCUCUUUCUCCUCCUUUGCAGGGCAAGUGUGGAGGACUCAAGAAGGAAGCCCCUCUCCCCAUGGGCCCCGCUGGCCACCGUGGACUGCAAGACAGAUGUAGGCUCCUCUUCCUUCAGCUCCCUCUACUCCUUCCCGGAGGCCUGUCCUGGUGGGAUGGCGGAACUGUCAGCACUUGACUGCUCAGGACCCCGCCAUCCCCCCAGGGCUGUCAAGGGGAGGGUGCAGGAGCCAGGGUCAGCCCUGUGCCAGGAGCCCCCACUGGAACUGCCAACAAGGACCACGCAAGAGGUCUACUUGACCUCUUGCACAUUUUCAAGUAGUGGGGAGAGAGGCAGCAGCGCGGCGAGUUGACAGCCAGAGCCGGCUGCCGGCUGCGCUGCAUCUGCUUCAGAAAUUUCCCCUAAUGGCUGGGAGGUGUGGGGCCGGGAACCCCCUGGGGUGCCCCACUUCUCAUCCAAUAAAAAAGUCAAUAUUUUCUCUAUCCCUGUGAGUGUCAGCAGAUCAGUUUUGUCCCUUGACAGGAGCAGAGAAUCAGUUUUGUGUAAGGACAGCAGUAUGUGCUACAGUAAUGCCGACUCUCCUGUGGAGAUGGGGGGGCCCUUGCCCCUUGUGCAUUACACCCCACCCGAAGAGAGAGACAACGUCUAUUAUUGCGUUUACUAUCUUUAUCUCAGAUCAUCUGUUAUUAUGUGUAACAAUAAUGCACCCUCAGUGAGUUUGCAGAUGACACCAAGCUAGGAGGGAGUGUUGAUCUGCUUGAGGGAAGGAAGGCUCUACAGAGGGCCCUGGGCAGGCUGGAGGGAUGGGCCAAGGCCAAUUGGAUGAGGUUUAAUAAGGCCAA